AUGUUAUUAUGUGCCUGGUGGGACGAGAGGUCUUGUGCGAGCUACCCGGGUGCCCACGUUGAAGAGGCACCAGCAGUCGCCAUUCCAGAAGUGCCAGUAGAGGUAGCUUCUGCCCCGGUAGUAGCAGCUCCAGUUGUGGCACCUGCACCCGUUGUAGAACUUUCCUCAUAUGUUGCUCCAGCUCCAGUAGUCGAGCCAGCUCCAGUCGUGGCACCAGCACCCAUCGUAGCGCCAGCACCCGUCGUAGCGCCAGCACCGGUCGUAGCGCCAGCACCAGCCGUAGCGCCAGCACCCGUCGUAGCGCCAGCACCCGUCGUAGUGUCCGCACCAGUGGUGGCACCAGCACCAGUCGUGGCACCAGCACCCGUCGUAGCGCCACCACCAGUAGUGGCGCCAGCACCAGUUGUGGUGCCAGCACCCGUUCCAGCAUUACCUUAUGCAAUGUACGCUCACUAUCACCAUCCUCGCACUGAAGUCCGCAAUAUUGCUCGGUCCUACAAGAAAGAGACUGGUCACACUUCCGACACUGCUAUGGUCUAUGGAGAUGGACAUUUCCCUCUAGAAUUCCUAUCACACGAUCAUGGUUUCCUUCCACAUACCCAUGGCUUACUUCCACACGCUCAUGGUUUCGAUGACGCUUUCUUCCAAGCACCACUGCGAGGUCGUAUGAACCGACGAAAGCUCGCCUCCAAGAAAGCAGCAAGUGUUCGUAAAACUUUUGAAAAGAGCAAGAAUUAA
Necator americanus (New World hookworm) is the source of this 738-nucleotide messenger RNA. RefSeq lists its product as uncharacterized. Bases 1 to 738 code for a protein of 245 amino acids. The transcript has 5 exons. Lineage: Eukaryota; Metazoa; Nematoda; Chromadorea; Rhabditida; Ancylostomatidae. The record is from RefSeq and is a predicted model, not a curated record.